AUGUUUCAUUUCUCUUCUCUCUCUCUUUCCCUCGUACCAAAGGUGUGCACCCAAGUGAAUCUGUGCUCCCCUUCUCUUUCUCUCUCUCUCUCUCUCUCUGUCCGUCCAGUGCCGUGUUACCUCCCAGUUGGUGUGAUAUCCACUGUUAUCUCUGCCUUUCUGCUGUUUGCCAGGAUUACUGAGACGGCUUCGAUUGCUGAAAAAAUGUUUUCUCACGUUCACAUACACGGAUACCCACGGCAUCUGAUCAGCCGCGUAAGUAUUUCUUCCUCCACAACCCUGCAACUGCUGCUGUGCAAUAUACAUUUAUAUAUACACUUUGACAAUGUUGUCCAUAUCUGUAUCAUCAUGAGAUAUUAUCCUAAAGAUGGGUAUGCCUUUUCUCAAGAAGAACACGGUGUGAUCGCACAGGCGGAGUUGAUCCGUGUUUAUGAUACUACAAAAUCUAAACCUGAAGGCCUCUGA
Acanthosepion pharaonis is the source of this 465-nucleotide messenger RNA. The record is from the annotation of a GenBank genome assembly. Lineage: Eukaryota; Metazoa; Mollusca; Cephalopoda; Sepiida; Sepiidae.